Messenger RNA from Lepisosteus oculatus (spotted gar), 8188 nucleotides. It is a transcript of the gene gdf7, whose product is annotated as growth differentiation factor 7. The record is from RefSeq and is a predicted model, not a curated record. Gene Ontology annotation, biological process: BMP signaling pathway. Gene Ontology annotation, molecular function: growth factor activity; cytokine activity. Lineage: Eukaryota; Metazoa; Chordata; Actinopteri; Semionotiformes; Lepisosteidae. Gene Ontology annotation, cellular component: extracellular region.
UUAACACAAUCUAAAGAGCAAAGGGGAGUUUCCAAAGUCAUCAAACCCCUCCAACUUUCUCAUUCUCGGCCAGAGACCACUGAAAAUGGAUCUUAUGAGGGCUGCGGCUCCUUUCCUAUGGUUUUCCUUCUUCUGCUUUGGGAAUUUUCUUGAAGCUGCAGUGCUUGGAACAUUGAAGUAUCCUUCCAGCGCUGGUGAUAACGGGCUAGGUUCACAUCUGGAUGAGCGAAAUCAAGGAGAAUCAAGUGUGAUCUCCAGAAACGAGCCUCUGAGGAAUGAUACUGUUGUCCCCCAUGAGUAUAUGAUAUCGCUUUACAAGACCCUGUCUGAGAUCGAGAGAAGGGGCUUGAACAGCAGCUUCUCUCUUACAAGAAAGCAUGCCAAUACGGUGACCAGCUUUGUAGACCAAGGAAAAGAUCUUCCUUCCACUGAGCCAAGCCAGCGGUAUUUAUUUGACCUUUCCAGCUUAUCUAAAUCAGAUGAAUUAGUGGGAGCAGAGCUGAGGAUUUUGAGAAAGUCCCCCCCAAACUUGCCUCUGUCUCUGAACCAGGCUGGAAACCUUUACCAUAUAUUGCUAUAUACUUGCUCAGAAGGGAAUUCAGGAAGGCAACUUCUGGAUUCUAGGACUGUGGACAUUCUGGAUAUGGAGUCAUCAAAGUGGGAUGUGUUUGACAUUUGGGACAGCAUGAAGACCAAGAAACGAAGCCACAGGACAGGAGAGCUUAUGUGUUUUGACUUAGUUGCUAUAUCCGAAUCUUCCAACGAAGCCGUCUACCCGGAGUCUUUGGGAUUGAGUCGCCAUUGGAGGGAGCCACAGGAAAAGGCGAUCCUGGUGGCUUUCUCACGCACCCGGAAAAAGGAGAACUUUUUCAAGGAGAUCCGGGACAGGAUGAAAUCCAUGAAAGAUUUGGACGUCUUGGAUCUUCCGGAGCCCGGUAAGGAAAGUCUUUCCAAGCGGCUGCGGCGAAGGAGGACGGCUGUGUCCAACCGACCAGGCGGAGGCAAAGGAAACGGGAAAAGAAAAACACGCUGUAGUCGAAAACCUCUUCAUGUCAACUUCAAAGAGCUGGGCUGGGAUGACUGGAUUAUAGCUCCUUUGGAUUACGAGGCUUAUCAUUGUGAAGGAAUCUGUGACUUUCCUCUGAGGUCUCACCUAGAACCCACAAACCAUGCCAUCAUCCAAACGUUAAUGAAUUCCAUGGAUCCAGACUCCACCCCCCCCAGCUGCUGUGUUCCGUCUAAACUCAGUCCAAUCAGCAUUUUGUACAUAGACUCGGGUAACAACGUGGUUUACAAGCAGUACGAAGAUAUGGUGGUGGAAUCGUGUGGGUGCAGGUAGCAGCCUGGACGUCUGUACUUGAACAGAAACAGCACUUCUCAAUGGCCCGCCAGCUGGUCUCAACUGCUGGUGCUGGAGCGCUGUUUGGAUCCGCGCGAGUGUGUGUGUGUUUAAGUGGGUUUGGGUGUUCUUGUGUGGAUGUUAUUCAUAUUGAAAGAACAGAAAUAGAAAAUAUUGACUCCUUUAAAUUGCUUGAUUGUAUUUUGAGCUGACCAGAGUCCCUCUAUAUUAUUACAAUGUACAUUGGUAAAGCUGAGUUUCUUCAGCUAUUGAACAUUUUCAUCACAUUAGUCCAGCUGACUUUUUGAUGAGGUGGAAAAUGAUCAACAUAUAGCGUUGAUGCUUUUUUGUUUUGUGCUUAGUGGCUUAACCCUUGUCUUUUUUUAGAUAACCAAAGGCGCUUUUAUUACAGGCACAAAUCAAAUUGUUGCCGCUUUUCACACUGAAAGAUUACAGACAUUUAAAAAAUAAACGUUAUUGCAGUGACCUCAGUACAUUUUUAGUUAGUUCAGAUAAUAUUCAGUUUCAGGUUUAUCAUAAGAGUAUUUGCACAAAAUAAUGCCAGAUAAUGACAGUAACUUUAUAUGUUAACAAAGUUAAGAUGUACAUUAGAGGAUUUGAUAUUUCUGAAUGUGUCAGGUCUCUUUUGGUUGAACAUCUCAAGAAUCAUUCACAAGUUGCAGGGCAGACUUUGAAUGUUCAUGUCAUCUCACUUUUAUAGCAGUGUAAGCAACCCUCCAAAAAGGGUUUUCAAUAGCUCCAAUAACCUCUGAUUCAGUCAGAAUCAGGAUAUAUUGUGAAUUAGGCUGAUUUAUUUGCCUAAUCCACCUGGCUGAGUCAACAACUAGACCAUAAGGACAAGGCUGUAUGAAUCCCUCUUUAUAUUAGGUGAGUUAGAAACCUGAUACUCACAUGUAGGUGAGUGGAAAUUAGCAAGUUUAAGGGUUGACCUCCUCCUGACCUUCAUUUAAAACUCAAUUUAUUGAAUUGAUUGUUGAUUGACUCCUAUUAUUUAUUGAAAGCCAAUCACCUAAACAAACUGUCACCUUUGUUUUUUAAAUGAUGUGGAAUUGCACGGCAGCUUCGUCCAUGUUCCCAGCUGCACAGUGAUCAGCUCCUCCAGGUGUCAUAUUGUUCCUCUGCAGAAGAAGAACACAUGUUUAGUAGUUCUUCCAAAACAAAUGUUCUAAUGAUUUUUAUUGUUAAAUAAUUGGGCAUUAGAUUAAAACCAUAUUUUUGCUGUAGCAUUGCUAACUGAUUUUACAUUUAUCUUCAUCCUUGUUGACAUUUUGUACAUGGUUUAGGUGGUGAAAAAUCAUGCUAUCUUUUAUGCUUAAUUUAUUGCUAAGCUACCUUUAAUUUUGCUUGGAGCUCGAUAUUAUUAUUGACCAUUGCCGCAUUGUGCUGCUAUGUGUAAUUCUUUAGAAUUACACUCAGUAAGCAUGUAAGUGUACCUGCUGUCAGAUGUGUUGCAUUAACACUUUGUUUUAACAUUUCUAAAAAUACGGAUUUUUAUUUUUACAAAUGUGAAUUAUGAAGACUAUAUUCAAAUACAUUCUGGAAUUUCCAAAGAAAAGCAGGAACCUUGAUAAUAAACAUCUGUGUGCAUACUAUGCCUGUUUAAUAAACAAGCUGUAAAUGGUUAUAUAGAAUUGAUCAAAAGUUUUUGGGAGCUCUUUAGGAUCGACUUGAGGUCAGUACACAGUCAAAAAGAAGUGCACACCUUCACAGUGAACAUCUGGAGUGCUGCUCCAGUGAGACCAAUGAACAAUGCAGUCAGUUAUUAAUCUUACUGUAAGCUUCUUUCUCACAUUCAUUGGCAGAUGUCUAUUUACCAGUCUUCAACAGCCUCACCAUGCCCAUCAGGCCUGAUGAGGUGGAAUUUGACAUGUCAAAUCUAAAUUAGAUUAAGUCCCAAAGUUUUUUAUCUGGGAAGGGCUUUCUUUACCAUUGCCCUCUGUGUAUUCAUCAAUCAUAUGCUUGAGCAGGACAAAAGACUUACUGUAGGUUUGAUCAAAAUCAGCUAAGAUGGGCAUUCUUACUGUAAAAGACAGAACAAUAUAAUAUCAUUAAAUAGAUCCAUGACUAGUGGUGAUAUUCAAUUUUAAGCAGAAUGUAUUUUUCAGACAUAUUUAUGAAAGUACUGUUUUCUAAAUAAGCUAACAAAUCUGAAAAAAAAAAUAACUUAAGAAAGCAGUUGCAUUGACAUUCUCAACCUUUUUGUUUGCAUAUUUUGUUAUUUUGUGUUAAAGAGUUUGACAGUAAAUCCUCUAAAAUGUGUGAACAAAAGGCUUAAAAAGUAGAUGCUAACAGUUUUCAAAGUAUAAAGUGCAUCUGACUCAUGCGCGUUGAUGGAGAGAAGGUGUGAUUAGCUCAGAUUCUUAAAUAAAACUGCCAUAAAGUAAAGUGGUCCAUUUUCAAAUUCAGGCACUGUUUACACAGAAGUAAAAGGUGUUGUUCUUAAAUGAGAAAGGAAGCUAAUAUGUCAUCAUAAUAUUUUUUCAAUUAAUAUUAUUCUGUUCUCCAAAAACAGUUUUCACACACUGUCUCCUCUAUGCUACCCUACAUUUUCUCAGUCUCUUCACUGUCCCUGGUAGUGGGGACAGGGCAAUAUGCUUAGACAUCUAAUACUUUUUGGGCGAACCUUCUGAUACAUCUUUUUUAUCCAUGUGCAUGUUACUUAGACCCCUGUAAUUGGGCUAACGAGAUCCAUACCGUGUCUAUAUAAGGGACACUCACCUUUUGUGAAUGCAAAACCAAUUAUUACUAAUGGGCUCAUGCAUCUUUUUUAAACAUUUACUAUUCUUUUUGGCAGCUGAAUAUAUCAGUACAUAUCAGCACAUGUAUUAUCAAAGGUUCUUGAAGCUUGAGACCAGAGAGAAAAAAAAACUUUUCCAAAUGAAGAUGUCUGCAGCGUUUGACUAGGAAUAUUAUACAAUUAAUGUUAAUCCACCAUAUUUAAAAUGUCCGCAGCAUAAUUCCUUCCCCACUGCCAUAUUGACUACUACAAGGUUCUGUGUACCCUUAAGUGCUAUAACACCCAUAAGAAUUUGAGCAAGUUUGCGUAAGUUUUAAUUUUUGCAGAAACCUGUACUUAGAUGUAUCUUUUGUUACUUCAGGAUCUACAUACUUAAAUUCUACCUUUAUUGGAGAGAGUAAGUUUUGUAGAAAAUACAUCCCAUCAGGCAAAUCCAUUGCAAACAUGCAUAUGAAAUGAAUUCAGCUCUCCUCAGCCAGUGCUAGGAUUUGAUCAAAGUUGCUUGUGGAGUCUGAACACAAGAGCACAACUCCUUAGACAGCAGCGAAGUCAAAGAGGCCCGAAGACUGUGUUGCUCGCCUUGAGCUGAUGUCAUGUCUGUAAUAUGAUCAGUGCCACUGAGCCCUGUUAUACAUAUGCUCAAAUUCAAUUCUAAAAUCAUUUGAAACUGGAAGAUGUAAAGGAUAGAUGUUAAGGAUUAAUUAUAUUACAGAAUAUUAAAGAUAAUACUUAGAUAUUAAGAAAAAAAUGAGUGAAAUACUUAUUCAUCAGUCAAAGGUAACAAUACAACAUUGUUACAUGUCCUGCUUUUAUAAACUUGUUACAUUCUCAUUAUGUAGUUUCAUUUUGUCUUCUUUUAUUUCCAUGAAAUUCUGUGAAUGUAAUGAUAAACACAUUUCCUUAAAAAUGUAGUGAUGUAAUAUUGCCCCAUACUAACUAUUGAGAAAUAUCAUGACCACAAUGUUAACAAAAGAAUCCUUCCCAAUUACACUAUGAAUGCCUGAGAUCCUCUUAACAGAACGUGUUAAGAUUUAUAUGGUUCAAUUACAAACCAUUUUUCUAUUGAAAGGAGACCUCUGUGUGUAACAUUCCUUUUGAAGCACAACAGUCCAGCUUGCGCUAUUCUACAGUACACCGUAAUGUUCUGAUGUGCGUCAAAACACACAAAUGUGUGACACUGGCAGAAAUGAAAAAGGCAUUAGUACAGUAUAUCCAGGCCUGUUGUGAUUGAAGUUUAUUUUUGUGACUAAGAUUUAACAGGUCACCCUGUUACUAAAUUUUAUGAUUUAAUAAUUAAUUGUACAGUUUCAGUACAUGACCGAUAGCUAAGUUGAUUCAGGGGGUUGUAAAGAUGCACAGCAAGAAGCAGGAAUGUACUUACAUUAAUGUCCUCACUUGUGAACACUGAACUUGUUUAAUGAAAUUUCCUGUAGCAGUAAACUAGAGUUUAGUUGAAACUGCAUUUUAGUACAGGAAUGGUCCAAUAUUGUACAAUUAAGUGUAGAUUUACAUUAUUUAAAGUUGGCAUCUUCCCGUUCUUUCUGGUAUUUCUCAAAUAGCAAUCUUCUCUCUCUCUUGCCUCAUAUUGUCAUUCUUUCUAUAUUUCCAUUUAUUUACUUAACUGAUUACCCUGCGGACCCCUGUGCAAAACCUUUACAAUAACAAGCUUAGCAAGAAGAUACUUCCCCUUGUUGACAUGCAUUUGAUGAAAAAAUACAGGCAAAUUCCCUGGGACAAGUGGUGACAUGUCAUAAUGGAAAUUGCAACCAUUUGUUGCUGAGUUUUGAUCAGCUUCAUUGCGGGCCUGCAAUUCGAUCAGAGCAGGCUCCCAGUGGGAAAUACGCAGAUAGCAGCUGAUGUCAUCAUAGCAACCGCGAACAUUUUGGCCAAUAUUAACAGGUGCUAACAAACAUGACUCAGUUGUUUUUGGCAAGAGAAGGGACGUAUGACUCGUUUAAUUUUUUUUCUUUGUGAAAAAUCAAAUUACUUCCCUUUUCCCUUGUAAUUCAGGGGGUGCAUGCAUCCCUUUUUGGUGCCCAAAUGUGGAAAUAGGCAACUAUUUGUAACAGUGAAGAAUCUGUUUGAUACCAACAAAAUCUUGGAGCUGCAGUGUUUACACUUCAUGACGGAGAGGCAUUAGGAUUUUCUAAACAGUAGGCACUUUGCAGUUUUGAAGCUUAUCGAUAAUUAAAAUUACACUUGUUAUGGCAUGUAUGAUUGAUUAUGUACUUAAUGGUGAAUAAUUAAUUAUAAUUAAAAUUUCUAAUCUGGACAGAAAUCUGGACAAAGGGGCCUACACACAAAGAUAAUUAAUUAUAAUAGUGGUUCUCUUGCAUAUAGUUUGAAUAAUAAGGAUUAUGAAAUGUAAUAAAGUUAUAUAAAAGUUAUAUACAAAAAAGAAACAUACAAAAAAUAUACAAAUUUUGAACAACAUUAGUAUAUCACAAAAACUCAUGUCAACUAAGAACAAAAGCAUUCAAACAAGAACUAUAUGUAAUUUACAUCUACAAGCAAUGAUUUCUUAUUGGCUGGUACUGUGACUGUGCCCACUUACUGUAGUAAAUGGCUACUAUUGCCAGCUACAGUAAUUGUAAAAAAUAUUUCUGACGAGAACAAGGAAACAAGUGCUGGUUUGGCUGUUGUACCGACCUGAAGAGUAUUCAACUGAAAUGCAAUAGGAAAUGCCCCUGAUGAAAGUCAUAACUAUCUGGAAACCAAUUUUAAUGCACUAAGAGUUUUUGCCAUAAAAAAAUUGUGAAAGUGUCACAACCUGACCUAACCAAGGUUACUGCAAAGAAAACAACCAACUGAACAAAUGCUUAAAGCUUAAGCGCAGGCCAAGUACCAGCUUAGAUCUUGUGAAUACGUCUGUUCUUCCUUAGAAUUAUUUUUUCGUAUUGCAGUUUUGACUGUAUAUCUGGGAGAUCUGGACCACUGAGAUCUUUUGAUGUCUAAAUUAUAGAACAACCUAAGAAUUUACUGAGCUCUUCAUUAAUGCAGGGAUACUCUGUGAACCACAUCUGAAGGGAAAUUAGUAUUUUGUUUUACCUUUUGUUUCUUUCUCAGAUGGGCUUAGCAUCUUUAAAAGAAUAAAUCAUAAUCAAUACUCACAUGAUGUAAAUUCAGUUUUCUGUUUGUUAUCUCACAGUGCUCAGAACACAAUGCUAAAUUUAAUACAUGGAAUACACAACAAAACGACACAGAAUAUUGCUUUAGACGUAAAUAGAGAAUGGAAUAGAGAUGAAAUCUUUUUCAUUAUACUACAGACAACAUACAAUAUCAGCUUGUGUUUGAUUAUAACAGAUUUUAAGAAACAGUUUGUCAGUCAUUUAACAAUAUGUCAGUGAAAACAUCGUAAGGCCCCUUGUUUCUCCAUGUAAUACUAAAGAAACAAAAUAUAAAGUUACUGUAUGUGUGACUACUAGCAAUUGACCACGUGUGGGCUGGGUGAAAUAAAGCUUUUUUCGUGAUCUGCCGUUUGCACAGUGUGCCUAAAUCUUUCCUUUAUACUGUAUAUGUAUGUACAUGUAUCUGUUUUUGUUCAGACGUGUGUGUACAUAUAUAUUGCAUAUAUAAAAUACAGACACUCACACGCAGUAAAGCAAUUAUUUUGAAUUUCUGCUUGCUAAUAUGUUUUGGAGCCACUGUAUAUUUAUAGAUUAUAAAUAAUGUUCAUGUUUUCUCUGCCAGUUGGCCUUCCUAUUUAUAACAGUCUCAUCUCAAUUAAAUUCCAAUUGAGAAUCUAAGUAAUAAUAAAAAAUAAUUAACAAACAACAAGACAGGUUAUGUUGUGUCUUUAAAUGCAGAUUUGAUUUUUUUACGGUUUGACACCAGAGGUUUUAGAGAUGUCAUUAGACAGACAAAAACAAGCCAGUUUUUUACAAGUGAUGGUAUAAAUGCACUGUGUGUAUGUAAUCUAUGGUUUAUAAAGGACUGUACAUAUUGAAUUGUAAAUGAACUGUAAACAGCAAUGUAUUUUACUUUUGGAAAUAUUAUAUAGUAGUAUAUAUUUGAAAAAGGUAAGCACACUUUGUACCCUCUCCAUUAACCUUUCUAAGUGUUUUGUACAGAUGAUUUCUAUUAAAUAUUUU